Xyrichtys novacula (pearly razorfish) is the source of this 8729-nucleotide messenger RNA. The record is from the annotation of a GenBank genome assembly. NCBI's taxonomy places the organism in Eukaryota, Metazoa, Chordata, Actinopteri, Labriformes, Labridae.
AUGGAUUUUUCACUGGAUGAUUUUAUGGCCAGUCCAUCUUUUGCUCAAAUUGAAAAAUGUAAGAAAGCAGACCUGUUGAUUGUGGCAAAUUACUUUAAUGUACAAAUACCAUACAAUGUCAAUAAAGCAGAGCUCAAGCAGUUGCUGUGUGCACAGUUGGUGGAGAAGGGUGUCUUACCUAAACCAGCGCUUGAUGCGGUUGCUGCGGGUGACGUGGCUAGUGUCGCACCAGGGGCUGAGGUGAAAGCGGCGGGGGCUGCUGGCACGCUCACUGCUGGUGCGGAGCUUGGGCCGGUCACGGAUCCUCUCAUGGGUACCAUGACCACAGAGGAUCUCCGCAUAGCACUCCAAAUAAAGGAGGCAGAGACCCGAAACAAACAGCUAGAGGUACAAGCCUUGCAUCUGCGCUUAAGGGUUCUCGAGCUGGAAAAAGGAGCCUUUGUAGCCUCUACCCCAGUGUCUCCUGUUGACCGCAGCUCUGUUUCUGCUCCCGCUUUUGACAUAAGUAAGCACAUUGCUUUAGUCCCUCCGUUUCGUGAGUCCGAGGUGGACUCGUAUUUUAGCGCUUUCGAGCGGAUAGCUGCUGCCCUGAGUUGGCCUAAAGAGUUCUGGUCCCUUCUCCUCCAGUGUAAAUUAGUGGGGAAAGCUCAAGAAGUCUGUGCCAGUCUGUCCAUUGAGGAUAGUCUGGAUUAUAAAAUCUUGGAAAAAGACUGUGUUGCAGGCCUACGAGCUGGUCCCUGAAGCCUAUCGGCAAAAAUUUAGAAAUAGUGAGAAAACUUCCAACCAGACCUAUGUUGAGUUUGUGCGUGACAAGAGCGUUCUGUUUGAUAAAUGGUGCCACGCGUGUAAUAUUAAAACUAUGGCGGAAAUGAGAGAGCUCAUUUUGCUCGAGGAAUUUAAGAAGUGUUUGCCGGACCGAAUUGUUGUAUAUUUGAAUGAGCAAAAAGAGUAAUCGGUAACGAAAGCAGCUGUGCUUGCCGAUGAGUUCAUUUUGACUUAUAAAAACGUUUUUUCUUUGCCAACACCUCGUGUUUUACAUCCCACGUCUGAGCGCAGAAACCGAUCGCCAAAGCUGAUGCGUAAAAGCACCUCACCAGCUGCGGGUGAGAGCCGCGAGUGUUUUUAUUGCCACGAGCCAGGCCAUUUGAUCGCUGCAGGUCCGACUCUUAGAAAAAAAGGACAACACAAAAACGGUAAACCUCCUGCAGGUGUGGGUUUCAUUAACACCGUGUCCCCGCCUGUAACACACCCGGAGUCUUUACCUGAAGCCGAGGUAAAUGCGGAGGUUGACCCUCGUUUCAAACCGUUCGUUUCGCAAGGAUUUGUUUCUGUAACUGGCGAGGAAGCGGAUAAAGUACCGGUAACUAUUCUCCGAGAUACAGCCGCCUAUCAUUCAUUCAUUCUGGCUAGUGUUCUGCCACUCUCAAAUGAAACUUCGUGUUUCUCUGAUGUGUUAGUGUGGGGAAUUAAAAUGAGCGAACUUAACGCCCCACUUCACGUGAUUCACUUGCAUUCACCGCUCGCGUCGGGGCGUGUGAAAGUUGCCGUGCUCCCACGGUUUCCGAUUAGUGGCAUUUCGUUUAUUUUGGGUAACGAUCUGGCCGGCGGAAAUGUGUUUCCUCUGCCAGAGGUCGUUAACGAUCCCAUUUCGGUUGCGUCUGCCUGCUGCCCCACCUCUGUUUCUUCUGCUGUGUCUGUGCCAAAUGUGUUUCCUGUGUGCGCAGUUACGCGCGCACAGGCUCGUAAAUGGGGUAAAGCUGGGGAUUUAUGUAACUCGUUUAUGGCUACAUUAGAUGAGGGUGAGCCCUCCUUUUCAGUGUCCCCCGCUACUGUGUGUGAAAAUGUAUCGAAAUGUGUCUCUGAGCCUGAUGUGUUUCCUGCUGACGCAGACCUGAGUUUAAACGUAACCCGAGAAAUGUUGAUAAAUGCUCAGAGAAUUGAUCCGUCUCUAAAUUUGUGUCUGUCCUCUGUUGUAGCCGCCGCGGACGACAGCCAAACUUGUGUGUUUUUCGUGGACAACGGUGUCUUGAUGAGACGGUGGAGUCCCGACUCCAGGGAGAUACCCGUUGUUAAUCAGGUGGUUGUGCCAACAGACUAUCGAGCGCAAAUUUUGAGUCUGGCACAUGACUCCAGCUUAGCUGGCCACCUCGGUGUUAAAAAGACGUAUCAUCGUGUGUUGCGCAAUUUCUUUUGGCCUGGGUUAAAAUCCAUGAUGCGCAAAUACUGCCUCGAGUCCAACAGAGAGUGGGAUGAGGGCUUCGUUCUUCUGUUAUUUGCCGUGCGUGAAACUCCUCACAGAAAAUGUGAUAGCAGACGCUUUGUCGCGGUGUUCCUCAAAUCCGUAGGAAUUAAACAUUUAGGGAGAUGUUUAAUUCUUGGGUGUGGGGAUGUUAUGACUGGGGUCAUAAUUUGUUGAGUAUCUGCUGUGUGUGUGUGCUCUGUGUAUUUGUGCUUCAAUCUUGUAUGCAAAUAGGUGUGUGCCACAGCCAUGCGGUCAUUGGUGGGCUGGACUACGCCCUGGACAGUGAUUGGAUGACACCUGCUUUAUGAGGAACCAAGAUGGCAGCCACCAUGUGCAGUGCAGUGCAGAGGCCAGGCGUUCCUCAUCCUCCUCCUCUCCCAACCGGCCACCCUAUUUUGCAGCGUUAGACCAUUGUGUAUUUAGUUGUUUUUCUUUAGUAGUAGGGGUGGACUGCCAGUUUUGUUAACCUUAUUUUCUCCGGUGUAUUUUAGUUAGGGAGGUAAGUCUUUUGUCAUUUGUUUCCUUUGUUUGGUUAGGUAAGGACUUACUCCACAGACAGGAUCAUUUUUGGUUGUUGUUUUGGCCUUAGUCCACCCUGAAGCCUAGUCCUUCAGCCUUAGUUUUUUGUCUAUAUCUUUUUGUUAUUUACUGAUUUAUACAAAUAAAUCAUUGUCUUUAAAGUUAACUGAAUCUCUGUUGUUGUGGCUACUUGGGACUUGGGGAAGAUGAGGCCUUCUCAUGUUGUGCCCUAGGCACCCCUAGACUGGGGCGUAACAGCACCUACUCAUGCAUGCGAGACCGAGCAGACCCAACACAGAAAGGCCCCUGUUUGAGAUUUUAUCAAAUAAAAGCCAAACCAGUUUUAUUAAAAACCAACAUUUGGUGUUUUUGUUUAGUCACACAUUGGUCACUGAAUCAGGUCUCUGGUCUACAGAGAUGAAGUCCUGCUUUCUGUACCAGUACAAACAACCCUGUCCACCUUUGCCACCUCUUUGCGAAGCAAACUGUGGGACUCUGUGGGCUGACAAAAACACUGCAAGUGAACAUAAUAUAUGCAGCAAUUACAUUUUCUCCAAAAACACAUUAAGCAAAACCAUUUUGAAUGAAAACAUUAUUUUAGUAGAUGGAUUUCAACUGUGACCCAGAGCAACAUUUUGGGCUUCAAAUCUAUUUUUUAUCCACUUAUGAGCAUAAGCACAUAAUUAUGUAUAAGGCUGUGAGCUCUGUCAAAACAGUUGUGGGUGCACAGCAGAAUGUAGCUGAACACUCUGCUGUAGACACUGACAGAGGGGAGCUGCAACUGCUGCUGUAGAUGAGGUACAUUAUAUCCUGCUAAGUGACACUUCUAUAUAUCACAUUUCAAAUGUGGGGGAACGCAUCAACACAUUUUCUGUACCAUCUGCCAUCUGCAUAUCACUGAAUAUAAAGAGGAAUAUAAUGAUACAAGGACCCCCCCAGAUCCAGCACUGGACUGAGUCAUUUCAUGUGUGCAGACUACUUACUGGAUUUGUGAAUUCAAAAUGCAAUAUAGCCAAUUUCUCACUCCUGGGAUGCUGACUCUGCAAGCCUAUGUCUUUUUUUUUUUUAAUUUGACAGUAGUCUGUUUCAGAGCCUGAUGUUUAACUUUAAUUUGUUGUUUAGAUUCAUGUAACUUAAAAAUAUGUGUAGUGAGAACAGCAUUAUUUUUUUCUUGUGACCCUGGUGUAAAACUAAGACACAGAAUAAUCAGUUCUACGGUUUAUCUGGUUAUUCUUGGAUGAAGAGCAAGUAGGGAAAGAGGGAAAGGCAAGGUCGAAUAGCUAAGUGGAUGAACUGGUGUUUCAAGAGCUGAAAAUGGCAGAGCGGUGUCAGAGGUUGAUCCUGGAGCACGGCAGAAACAGAUGAGCAGGUGGCACACACAGGCUGGGUUUAACGUUCAGUACAUUUACAUGAUUUAUUGCCUUACCCCAACUAAAACUGGACUUUAAAAAUACAGAUUAACCUGUUUGUCCAUCUAAAAGCACACCAAAUAAAACUUCUUGUGAUUGGACUGACAAACCCAUAUAAUGCAGUUUGAGUUCUCCUCUUCAAUGUAUAUGCUUCAAUUAGACUGCACUAGAGUUCUAAUGCUGGCUUUGACCUAGAAGUUGAACAGUGUUAAUGUGCAUUAAAUAGCCCGGUAGCAAACAAAACCUUGACAAACUAAGAUCGCAAAAAGAUGAUGGCGCUGUUGUACUGUUCAUAUGAGCACAGAGCUGUAAAAGUGACGCUGAUUUCAUGUUUCCAUUGUAAACUAAACUCUUGCCUUUUCACUGGAAAGAUGGAAAAAGGUUUGACAACAAAUAAUGAUCAUAUGUAACUACUCUAUCAAAUAAACCAAGAUUAAAAUGUCUUAGAGUUUUCGUCCUCAAAAAUUUCAUAAAACUAUAAAGGACGAACAAGGCUUGACAAGGAAUAAAUAUAAUAUAGCUGCCAAGAUGAACACAGUCAUGUUGACACAUGAAAUGACAGUGCCCUGCAGACACAAUUUAGCCACCAAAAGUCCAAACCGAAACUUACUUGUUGCGGAUUAACUCUGCCAUAAUUAAGGAGCAAAUUUAACAAAGCCAAAAUUAUCUACUUUGAAUAUCAACUAAGGCUUAAACAGAGGUUAGGAAGUAAAUAUUUGCCACAGCACUAAAUCCCCCCCACAGGAAAACCAAGCUGCUUGUAGCCUGCAGUUGUUUGACAGUUUUACACCAGGAAGUCAAUGCUAAGAGCUGUAAUCUAAAUUGUUGACCAUUUAGUUUUAGGAAUUAUCCCAGUUGGCAUCUCUGAAGUAUUAUUUCUGCUGUGAAGAAACCCCAGAUAUCUCCCACUCUGAUCAAUGCCUACUGUGCAUUCAAUCAUGAGCAUGCGUCCAUUCCACUCACGGCACAAAGCAAUUACAAAUGGCUGUGAGUGACUUCAGACAGAGAGGAGCUGUUGUGGCGGCCGUUGCAAAUGGAUUCACUUUUAAGCUCAAAUUAAUGGACCCUUUGGCUCGAUAGAAAUUAUGUCUCGUAAUGUAUUUUCAUAAUAACCUCUCAUGAGCUGGAUCCCUGGAUGUCUUAUUUGGCAAACAUUGCUGGUAGCCUAUGGGCCGAUAAGACCAGGGGGAUAAUACAAAAAGAGGUAACGAUCUGAGUUUCUAAACACAAAAGUGACUGACAAGUGGGGAUAGAAGGAAUGAAUACUAAUGUGUUUGGUUCUGCUGGUGCCACCUUGGGGCAAGUUUCCAUUAGUACAGAACAUUAAUUUGAAGAUCUAAUAGGCAGAAUACCAUGAAAUUCACUGAGUGCUUACUCAUCCUUCAGACAAGUUUUUUUCACUGCCUCAACAUCAAAUGAUUCACUCGGCAUACUGCUAAAUCUAAUAAAUAUAAAAACUCACAUGAAGGCUACAGCCAUGCCGUGAUAUUCUCUGUGCAUGGCUGCUUCCUAACAUUCAAAGCUCCUGCAAGGAACUUUUGGCACCACCUGUGGACAAAAAAAUCUACCUCUUUUUUCUUUACUGUAUUUAUCCCAAAUGUGUGUGUUAAAAAGUCACCCCACUGACAUUUAACUGUGAAAUGCAUCACUCACUGUGAAUCUUGCACACAAAACAAAGGCUAUUCUGUAGACCAAGUCUUGGCAUGAUGCCUACCCUGGGGAAGCUUCUCCAUUUCAGAUAUUAAUACAACAAGGAAAUCUAUCCUCAGCUCAGGGUUUGUGCGACCGUUUCACUCGCAUUUGCGACUAAAAAUAGAUGUGUGCGAAUUGUAAAAUGUAUUUAGGAGCACGUGUGGAUAAAAAAAGUUAGCCAAGGCAACAAAUGUUUUUUCCUGUAAAUACAGCGGUGACGUUAGUUUUAGGUUGGAUAUUCGACGGACAUCCACUGCGGAUCUACCGGUGUCUUCUCACACUCCAUAACCAGGAAUGGCAACAGCAGCCGUUAAAUCUACUCGGCACCCUCACUGUCAACGUCGGGUAUUGGAUAAGGGACCAUUAAUAAAUUACCGGUUGGUGUUCUCAGGAAAAGGCUGUUUUCCUUCAAUAGCUUCCAUGUCAUGUGACCACUUGACCUCAAAUUAAUUUGAAAUAAUAGUACUAAAGUUGGCCAAUAAGACACACCUCUUUAUUUCCCUAAUUUGUCCUCAUAAAAUGUUUGUGUUUAAUUUAACAGCAAAUUUUGAACGUUUUCUUCACUAGCUUCCAUGUCAUGUGACCAAAAUACCUAAAAUUGAUUUCAAAUGAUAGUACUUAUGUCGACCAAUAAGACACACAUUAUUUGAUCAAUUUUCAUUCUGCCUUUAAAGUUCUUUGUGUGCUCCUUACUUUUUUAACUUAGGAGCACAUGUGCUCCUUGUGAUAAAAGUUAGCAUCAAGCCCUGCCUCAGUUGAUCCUCUAGUUUGCCUCUUAGGAUCAUAAAGGGAUAUUCCUGCAUAACUUUAAGUUAUGGUCAUACACACCAUAACACCGAGUCAGCCACCCCCCAAAAGAAGGGGCACUCGGUGAUCGACUCGUCAGGGCUCCCCCACAGACAAGCAGCUGCUGGAGGAGAGUGGGUGAGUUGUGUUCAGUCUCUUUGCUUGAGAAACCAAGUAAAGCUAAAAAGAUGUUUGGUGGCUAGUAGUAUGGCUGGGACCUUAUAUGUACUGUUAGGUGUUAAGUUGGGCGCUGUUCUGAGUAUUAUUAUGUUUUAAUAGAUGAGAGGACAGACACCUGUGGCCACUGUGUCCUUGCAAUACUUCUGCAAACUGUUGGCAGGCCACCUCUGGCAGCAGACCUGGGGCUCUAUUUCUGUGCCUCGCCGGCGGUGUGGCGCAGGUGCGGCAUAAGUCAGGUCCGCCGCACCGACAAGGCAUGCCCAAGCACACUUUGGUAUUUUGGUAAGCAGUGCAGCCCCAUGUAAGUAUCCCCCAUCCCUAACUCAGCUCCUCCCAGCAGCGUAAGUUGUAAAAAGGGAGGAGAGAAGGCGUGGCUCUAUCUUUCAUUGAUAUUGGCAUAUAAGAUGAUUUUAGCUCACACAACUGAAUAUUUUAAUAUUUGUAUGAACGCCUAACUCCAGAUUUAAUAUUCACAGAAUUUUAAGGAUGUGAGGACAUUAGAUAAACUGGUUAUUUUGAAUGAAAGUUUCUUUUACUUUUUUGUUCAAAUUUUCGAAGUAAAUAAUUUGUCUGAUCACUAAUAUAAAUCAUCUGUUCAGCCUUGCCACCGCAGCAUCAGGACGGGGAAAGGACAUGUCCGAGUCGAGCUGCACGAGAAAAAGGAGGAAGAGAGAAAGGAGGACAAAUUUAAUAUCUUGUUAACUUUAUCAUGUGUGUUUCUCAUUACCACCAAAAUGGCCGUGUGCCGGGCUCUGCCAGAUGAAAAUACCACUGCGAGGGGUCCACCACCCUCUGCCGGGCAUGAAAAUAGAACCCAUAGUGUUCAUCGACAGAGUUAACAUUAACACUGUGUCCCAGGCAGACAUUUCUUACGUCAACAGUUACAACAUCAAUUUUAGUGAGGUAUGGGCUUUUGUCACUGACUCAGCAAGCUACAUGAAGAAAGCUUUCAACACCAUGGCCUGUUCCCCAACUCCAUACAUGUCACAUGUCUAGCACAUCUCCUCAACUUGGUGCUGCAGGUCUUCCCAGAUACAUUUGAUGACAGGGUGUGUGCACUUGUGAAGAGAGUGUUCUGCAAGGCACCUCAACGUCGCCAAGAGCUGCAGGCCUACAUGCAGGCAUUGGGCUUGGCUCUUGUUAUGCCAGUGUUUGCUGUGAUGACCAGAUGGGGCUCCUGGAUUGAAGCUGUCCAGUACCUUGUAGAGAACCUGGAUAUUUUAUGUGACUUCAUAUCCUCUUUACCACUGUCCUCUAAGGCUGUUCGGGACCUGAAAGAGCUGCUAGAAGUGAUCUUGAUUGUUGAGCACAGCACUGAGAUCAAGACCACCAUUACCAAACUGGAGAACCUCCUUAUGCUGUUUGAAUAUGGCCACGAUGUAGGGGCUGAGGAUUGGCAUCCCGGGACCACAGAAAGGCUGAGGGAACUGGAUGAGGAUGACCGUGCUGCCUGCACUGAGCUCUUCCAGAAGACCAUGGCUGACUGCUCUGACAAGUUGCAGAAUGUGAUGGUGUCACACCCCAGUAUGGAGCUUUUUAAAUCUCUCCCAGUGUUUGACACAGCAAAGGUAGCUGGUGUGAGAAAAAACAUCCAGGACAACGUCCAGGUGGCUCCUGCUCUUACAGGGGUGUCAGCUGAGGAAUGGCACCACUACAUCCAUAUGGACAAGAGUGACACUGAGGAGGUCAGUCCUGUGGAGUGGUGGGCCACCAGAGAGAACAGGAUGCCCAAUCUUGCCCCACUUGCAGCAUUGUACCUCCAUCUCCCCACUACCUCAGUGGCUGUAGAGAGACUUUUCUUACACUAUGCCAUGCUGCUUACACAGUACAGACAGAGCCUUACAGAAAACAACAUUAAAAUGAUGCUCAUUGCAAAAUUAAGCAGUCGGCAGCAGGAUUAA